Nerophis ophidion (straightnose pipefish) is the source of this 11692-nucleotide messenger RNA. RefSeq names its product heparan sulfate proteoglycan 2 (gene hspg2). Gene Ontology annotation, molecular function: calcium ion binding; protein binding. The record is from RefSeq and is a predicted model, not a curated record. Lineage: Eukaryota; Metazoa; Chordata; Actinopteri; Syngnathiformes; Syngnathidae. Bases 323 to 11509 code for a protein of 3728 amino acids. The transcript has 86 exons.
CUUUGGCGGCGGAGCUCUUCCGUCCCACACAGGACUUGUUUGGCCGCAGCCUGGAGACUGGCAGCAUUCAUCCAGCAACCUCUUUCAGCGUCGGAGCGCACUCUUCUGAAGCGGAUCUUGCUUUCUUUUUUCUUUUUUUUCUCUCUCCUAUUUUAACCUCCACCUGUUGAUGACGUCCCGACGGGCCCCGGGACGCAGGGCACACCAGUGAUUUGUCCCCCGGGAAGUACCGCCAAACCCCCGCAGGAGUCCGUCCUGCAAAAGAAGGACUUUUGUUGUUUUUUUUUGUUUUUUUUUCCUCUCGUCUCAGAGGACUUGGAAAAUGUGCUCCCGGAUCUUCGGACUCUUGCUCAGUUCGCUCCUUUUAUGCCAGCUGCUGACUGUGACACGGGCCUCCAAGGUGUGGGGGGAGGUCCCUCCGCCAGACGACUCCGUGGAGCAGAAGGACGUCCCGGCGGCCCCGAGCCUACUGGGCGACGACGAGGACUUUGUCGCCGAUGGGGCGUCAGGAGAUCUGCCCAGCGGCGAGGAUGAUGGGAGCGCACCGUGGCCCCCAGUCUCUGAGACCACAAAUGGCUGGCAGGGGUCUUCCUAUGUGGUGAACAUAAAGAACUCGGUCCAGCCCACCACCAGUCGAUCCACAGUUUAUUACAGAGCUCUGGUCAACUUCACCGACUCCAUCGUCUACAGCUCGGAGCUGGAAGACAUCUUCUCGGUGGCCUUCAAUGAGAUCUCCCAGGCUGUGGUUGACACGCUGGAGUCGGAGUACAACAGGAUUCCAGGUGUCCAGACGGUCAACGUGGUGCUCGUUAAGAGGCUGCUUAGAGAGAAUGGCGCAGACGUGUUUGUGGAACUGGAUGUCGGCUCGGACUACAACAGCAACAGCCAACAGAUCCGAAGUGUGCUCUACAGCGUCGUGCAGAGUGGAGAAAUCGCCUCCUACGUCACAUCAGUGGAGGGCUUUACCUUCAGGCAGCUUGGAGAAGUCACCCCCGCCAUCGUGCCCUGCAUGCCGGAUGAGCACAGGUGUGGCGACGGGACUUGCAUCCUGUUGGAAUACCUGUGUGACAACCGAGCGGAUUGUCGCGAUAUGAGCGACGAGAACGAUUGCGAUAUGAUCGGGCCCGUUUUCCCGACCGCGCCCACCCGCGCCACCGCCAGCACCGCCGCCAAACCUCCGCAGCCUCCCGUGGUCCCGGGACUGUGCAGGGCGGACCAGGCCAAGUGCCAGAGCGGGGAAUGCAUCCCCAGGGACUACAUCUGUGACAGUGAGAGGGACUGCUCGGACGGGAGCGACGAGUUGCGAUGCGGAACUCCGUCGCCAUGUGAGCCCAACGAGUUCAAGUGUAAGAACGGUCGCUGCGCCCUCAAGCUCUGGCGGUGUGACGGCGACAACGACUGCGAGGACAACUCCGACGAGCUCGACUGCCCCACCAAAGGUCCCGACGACAGAUGUGCUCCAGAGCAGUUCGAGUGCCUGAGCGACCGCACUUGCAUCCCGGCCAGUUACCAAUGUGACGAAGAACCCGACUGCCCCGACCGCUCCGAUGAGUAUGGCUGCACCCCGCCCUCGGUGACAAGCCCGCCAGAAGAAUCCGUUCAAGCCGCCCGGGGGGCGACUGUCACGUUCACCUGUCGGGCUGUCGGCGUGCCGACACCCAUCAUCACCUGGAGACUCAACUGGGGGCACAUCCCAAUCAGCGGCAGAAUCUCUAUGACCAACGAGAAUGGCCGCGGCACCCUCACCAUACGCGACGUGAAGGAGGCGGACCAGGGGGCCUACACCUGCGAGGCCAUCAACGCCAAAGGUUUAGUGUUCGGCAUUCCCGACGGAGUCCUGACCCUCACCUCCAAUCCCGACUCAGACUGCCCGGGUGGUCACUUCACCGUGGAGGGCCGUUGCGUUUCCUGCUUCUGCGCCGGAAUCACCAAGAACUGCAAGAGCACCGGGCGCUACCGCAACCAGAUCAGUCUGCGCUUCACCCAAGAGGACGACUUCAAAGGAGUGAACGUCAGCUACCCGUCCAGGCCGGGCACGCCUCCUCUGUCCUCCACGCAGCUGCUCAUCAACCCUGAGAUGGAGGAGUUCCAGCUGGUGGAUUUGUCUCGUCGGUUUCUCAACCUGGAUUCUUUCUGGACCUUGCCUCGCCAGUUUCUCGGCAACAAGAUCGACUCCUACGGAGGAUCCUUGAAGUACAAGGUGCGCUACAUUUUGGCCCGCGGACUGUCGGAGCCCGUGGACAAGCCGGACGUCAUCCUGGUGGGAAACGGCCGCAGGCUGAUAUACCGCCGGGGCCGCCCCAGUCCUGCGGGCGUGGUCAACCAGAGAGAGAUCCAGUUCACGGAAGAUCACUGGCAGCACUCCAGCGGCCAGCAGGUGAGCCGCGAGGACCUGAUGCUGACCCUGGCAGACCUGGACAGCAUCAGCAUCCGCACCAUCUACGACAACCACAUGGUCAGCGUGGCGCUCAGCGACGUCGUCAUGGAUACCACCACCGUGGAGUUCAGCACCCGAGGCCACGCCAAGGAUGUCGAGGAGUGCAGAUGUCCUCCUGGAUAUACGGGCCUGUCCUGUCAGAUGUGUUCCUCUGGCUUCGAGCGUGUCCCCGGGGGCUCCUACCUGGGCACCUGCGCCGGCUGCAACUGUAACGGACACGCCAGCGCCUGCGAUCCAAUCAGCGGACACUGUCUGAGCUGCCAGCACAACACAGAAGGGCCUCAGUGCCAAAAGUGUCGGCCGGGGUACUUCGGGGACCCGAGUCGAGGCCGGUCCGACGACUGCAAGCCCUGCCCUUGUCCGUACUACGAAACCUCCCGCCGGUUUUCUGACACCUGCUUCCUGGACUCGGACCAGCAGCCGACAUGCGACGCCUGCAGGCCCGGCUACACGGGAAGACGCUGUGAAAAAUGUGCUCCUGGUUACCAAGGCAACCCCCUCCUGCUCAAUGGAAAAUGUGCUCCCCUGCAAACCAAGUGCGAUAACAGAGGAACCAUCAGCUCCAACAGCAGGCCCUGCAGCUGCAAGAACAACGUGGCGGGCGCCCAGUGUGACGAGUGCAAGCCCGGCUUCUUCCAUCUCUCGGGGAUCAACCCCGAGGGCUGUCUGCCUUGUUUCUGCAUGGGCGUCACCAAGCAGUGCGCCAGCUCCACUUGGAGUCGGGAUCAGGUGCGAGGGGGAGUGAACGGGCAGGUUUUUGGCCUCACCAACGGCGGCAACAGCAGGACUAUCACCGAGGGCGUUUCUCAGAGGGGUCCUUCUGAGGUGGUCUACCGCUACUUCUCCACUAUCCCCAAGGACAUCUACUACUGGGUCCUGCCGGAGAGCUUCAGAGGAGAUAAGGUGACGGCCUACGGCGGCGAGCUGCGCUACACGGUGCGUUUUGAGCAGUUCCAGCGCUCGCUGGUGAUCGAUGGCCAGCCAGACGUGGUCCUCCAGGGCAACGGCAUCUCCCUGGAGCACUUCGCCCGGACCAAGGCCCUCCCGCGCACCCCGCAAACUGUCACCGUGACAUUCAGAGAGUCGGAAUGGCGUCGCACCGACGGGCAGUCGUGCACGCGGGAACACCUCCUGAUGGCUCUGGCCGACGUUAGCGCCUUGCUCAUUCGGGCCUCGUAUGCGGACAACAUGGCGGAGAGCAGUAUAUACGAUAUCAAGAUGGACGUCGCUGUUCCUGACUCAACUGGGAGUGAACACGCCCUCGAGGUGGAAGAGUGUGCAUGUCCUCAAGGAUAUCGAGGACCAUCCUGCCAGGACUGUGAAGAAGGCUACACUCGAACCACCUCCGGUCUUUACCUGGGCACUUGUGAGAGGUGUGAGUGCAAUGGCCACGCCAGCAGCUGUGACCCGGAGAGCGGCAGGUGUCUGCAAUGUCUCCACAACACUGGCGGCGCCAGGUGUGAGCGGUGUCAGACCGGUUACUAUGGAAACCCGACAACAGGCGGCGCUCAGGCGUGCCGGCCGUGCCCGUGCCCGGGGACCGCGUCCAGCAACCAAUUCUCCCCGACCUGUCAUCUGGAAUCCGAUGGUCAGCCAACCUGUGACAGCUGUCCUUCUGGAUACACCGGCAGACGCUGCGAGAGGUGUGCGCCAGGAUACAGUGGCAACCCCGUAAAUGGACAGAAGUGUACUGCUGGCAACGAAGUCAACGGUAACUGCUACAACUGUGACCCAAGAGGAAGUGAAGGCUGCAAUGGCGGAGCUUGUCGCUGCAAAAUGAAUGCUGAAAGUCCAUCCUGCGCCACAUGCAAGCCCGGAACCUUCCAUCUGAGCCAGCAAAACAAAGAUGGCUGCCUGUCCUGUUUCUGCAUGGGCGUCACACAGCAGUGCUCCAGCUCCAACUACUACAGAGACCUGGUAUCUACAGCGUUUUAUCCGGGGAAUUUCCAGGGAUUUGCACUGGUGAACCGCCAACGCACCAACCGCAUCUCCACCGGUUUCACGGUGGAGGUUUCCACUGACGGAACUCAGCUGUCCUACAGCAACUUUGACUACCUUGGACAAGAGCCCCACUACUGGCAGCUUCCAGAGGUCUUCCAGGGAGACAAGAGAGAUCCGUCCUUGACUCGUAUCAAGCGAGCUGAGCAGGGUGAGGAUGUCAGACAUCCGGACGAUGAGGUCUGGGCACUUCUCUCCAACCUCUCCUUUCAAAGACCUCCUGUCUCUUCUUCCUCGUCUUCUCGUUUUUCCACCUCUUCCGCUCUACGGUCUUUGCGCAAUCCGAGCCUGCCUCCUCGUCCGUCGGGCGUCGCCUCUUCCGUUCGACCAACCAGAGCCCAACCGCAGUACCCGGGCCGUGCGGCUCAUUUGCAGAGCAAGAAUUCUUUGAGCACGACGGACGCCCGGGGGUCUGGAGCCAGCAGCAAGUACUCUCUGGUCUACAAAGGUUUCAGCUUGCACCAGGACCAUCUGCUCUACUGGCAGCUCCCCGCACACUUCACAGGGGACAAGGUGGGCUCAUACGGCGGCAAACUGAAAUACACCGUCUCCUACGUGGCCGCUGCCAGAGGAACUCUCCUCGAAGAUGCCGACGUGCAGAUUAUCGGAAAUGACAUCACUCUGGUAGCGGCACAGUCCUGGCAGAGGAGGCAGCUCGGCGGCAGAGAGACCCGGCAGUUUGAGAUCGUCUUCUCGGAGGAACACUGGCGUCGCCCCGACGGCAUGCCCGCCACAAGGGAGCAUCUGCUGAUGGUCCUGGCCGACCUGGACGACAUCCUGAUCCGAGCGUCCUACUUCAGCGAGAUGCGCUCGUCCAGCAUCUCCGACGUCAGCAUGGAGGUGUCCGUGCCCAACUACAGCGGCCUGGCGCAGGCUCUGGAGGUGGAGCAGUGCCGCUGCCCACCCGGAUACAUGGGACUUUCCUGCCAGGACUGCGCGCCCGGUUACACUCGCACAGGCGGAGGCUUGUACUUGGGCCACUGUGAGCUCUGCGAAUGCAACGGCCACUCGGACUCCUGCCACCCGGAGACCGGCGUCUGCACAAGCUGCCUGCACAACUCCCAGGGGGAGCUAUGCGAGCAGUGUGCCCCCGGCUUCUUUGGGGACCCCACUGUUGGCACGCCAGAGGACUGCCAGCCCUGCGCCUGCCCUCACACUGACCCGGACAACCAGUUCUCUCCUACCUGUGAGAGCCUGGGCCAUGCCGGCUACCAGUGUACCGCUUGCCAGCCCGGGUACACGGGCCAGUACUGUGAGCGUUGUGCCCCUGGGUACGUUGGCAACCCACAGGAGAGGCAGAAGUGUCGUCCAUACGAUGCGGCAGCGGCCCUCGUGGUAAGGGUCUACCCGGAGAGGGUUCUGACGAAUCAGGGCGGCUCGGUGGUCCUGCGCUGCCAGGUGUCCGGCUCGCCGCCGCACUACUACUCCUGGUCCAGGGAGGACGGGCGGCCCAUUUCCAGCAGCGUUGACCGACGCAGACAAGGAGCAGAACUUUACUUCCACAAUGUCCAGCCAAGCGACGCCGGCGUUUACGUGUGUACCUGCCAGGACCAGCGCAGCAGCAACAGGAGCCGUGCAGAAAUCGUUGUCACAAGUGUUCCCAGCAAAGCCAUCGAGGUGACCGUGGAGGAGCCCAAAGCCCAAACAAUCCGAGUGGGAGCGACAGUCAACUUCAUCUGCACGGCAAAGAGCAAGUCGCCGGCCUACACGCUGGUGUGGACCCGGCAGGGGAACGGCAAGCUGCCCAACCGCGCCAUGGACUUCAACGGCAUCCUGACCAUCCAGAACGUCCAGCCGGAGGACGCCGGCGUCUACGUCUGCACGGGAUCCAACAUGUACGCCAUGGACGAGGGCAGCGCCAUCCUCUACGUGCCAGAGGCCUCACAGACUCAGACCUUUUACACGGCCUAUGAAAUGUUUGAAGGACACAGAAAGCCUGCUGAGGGCGCCCAGCCUGUGGCCUCCAUCAGGCCUACAUCACUGACUGUCCAGCAGGGCCAGAGGGCGGAGUUUCGAUGCACGGUGACCGGGAAUCCCACUCCUGCCGUCGAAUGGAUCGGAGGACCCAGAAACAGAAUGAGUCCAAGAGCAGUGAUACGAGGCAACCUGUUGACUUUCACAGCAGUGGACCAGGCGGACGAGGGCGAGUACGCCUGCAAAGCCCUGAAUACCCACGGCGAGCACACGGCACGGGUCUCCCUCUUUGUCAAAAAGUCCAACUCCAACGGCGUGGGCACGCAGCCUCAAGUCCAGGUCAGUCCACAGCACAUCGACGCUCACGAGGGCGACACCUUGAGGUUGUAUUGCCGCGCCACGGGAUCGCCCGCGGCCAAACUCACCUGGCUGAAGAACGCAGGCCAAAUCCCUUCCCAGGCCGUCCCCUCUCAUGGUUUCCAUCAGUUUAAAAGGAACAGUGUUGAUGUGGUCUACAGACGUGUUGAGGAGAUGCAGGCCAGCCUGGAUCGCACCGAUAUCGGUACCUUGCUCAUCCCCAACGUGAAGGUAUCGGACUCGGGCACGUACUUAUGUGUCGGCAGCAACAGCGUGGGCUCCAACAGCGCCCCCAUCACAGUCGUGGUGACCCGAGCCGAUCAAAGCUCCUCGCCGGUCACAAUCGUGCCGUCAGCGGCAGACGUCCACGAAGGCCAAGACUUGGUCCUUAACUGCGUGGCAUCUGGGAGUCCUAUUCCUCAAAUCACCUGGACCAGAGCCGGUGGAGGCCUCUCUUCCAACCACCAGGUUGCUGGCAGUCAGCUUCGUAUUCUGUCAGCUACGCCAGAGGACUCGGGAGAGUACGUUUGUCAAGUUCAAGUUCCUGGAUCUCAAAUCCAACGAGCCACCGUCUCCGUUUCUGUUACGUCUUCAGCCUCACGUCUGCAGAGUCCGAUCAUCGCCAUCGAACCUCACAGCGCGGCGGUGCGUGUGGGAGAGUCGGCCAGCUUCCGGUGUAAAGUGUACAGCGGGGCUCAGCCCGUCAGACUGGAGUGGAAACUCGCCAGCAACCAACCGCUGCCAGACAAUGUCCAAAUUGGUGCUGAUGGAUCCGUGAUGACAAUUUCCAACGCAAACGCAGCGAAUCACGGAGCUUACCGCUGUGUGGCCAGCAACCUGUUUGGCAUCACCCACACCAUCGUGUCCUUGAUCGUGAAAGAAUCUCCCGUGGCCAUUGUCACCCCCGUUGGACCGCUGCGCAUCAGAGCAGGUGAACCCAUCAACCUGGAGUGCCAGGCUUCAGGGGAGCCUCGGCCUUCGGUCUCCUGGCACAGGUUGGACAGCAACCGCAAGGUGAUGCUGAGCAGCCGCGUCCCCAUGGAGUCCAACGCAGUCAUGCAGAUACUGGCGGCCCGGGUGGAAGACAGCGGCACCUACGUGUGCACGGCACGCAACAACGAAGGGGGCACGGAGACCAGGGUGGAGGUCAUUGUGGAGGGGGGCUCCCAAGGGCCCACCGCGCCGAGAGCGUUAGUUCCUGAGCCGCUGAUGGUUGUGGUGGAAGGACACACGGCGACCCUACGCUGUGACGCCCACGGUUUCCCCUCUCCAACCGUCACGUGGUCCAAGUUGCGCUCACCUCUGCCUUGGCGACACAAGGUGGUGGGCGGGCAACUGGUGCUGCCCAACGUGGGUCGCCAGGACUCCGGGGAAUAUAUUUGCACCGCCACCAACGACGUGGGCACGACGGAAGUCACCGUUACGCUCGAUGUGGAAACCCCUCCAUACGCCACCUCAGUGCCCGACGACCUGGCAGUGCGUGUGGGGGAGGUGAUCAGGUUGCAGUGCCUGGCGCACGGCACUCCUCCUUUGAGCUACACCUGGACCAGGAUGGACGGCGCGCUGCCUUCCAGGGCUCAGGUCAGUGACGGCGACCUCCAGAUCAAUCUGGCGACCCCCGAAGACGCCGGCAACUACAAGUGCGUGGCCAGCAACCGGGUGGGCCACAGUGAAGUGGUGGCCAGAGUUGCGGUCAGAUGUAAGUCCCAGGAAUACCUCGAUACUGGAUUUGGUGUUUGGAUCCAAGUGCUGUCCCUGAACGCCACACUGCUCACUGCUGCUCCUCUUUCAGCGCCACUGGCGGUGCGGGUGUGGCCGCAAGUGGAGGUGAAGGCUCAGGGCAGCGCGGUGGAGUUCACGUGUUCUGCAGCCGGAGGAGUGGAGACCAAAGUUGAGUGGCUGAAGGAGGGCGGCGCCCUGCCCCCGAACCACCACGUCAAGGACGGCGUGCUCAGGAUUGAGAACCUCGAGCAGAGCAACGAAGGCGUUUACAUCUGCCGGGCCAGCAGCGUGUACGGCCAGGCUCAGGACGCGGCCCGGCUGACCAUUCAAGCCCUGCCCAAGGUGAUGAUCAACGUGCGCACCUCGGUGCAGACCGUGAUGAUCGGCAACUCGGUGGAGUUCGAGUGCCAGGCGGUCGGCGACCCCGAGCCCAGCGUGCAGUGGAGCAAAGUGGGCGGGACUCUGCCCGCACACAUCGUGGUGACGGGCGGCAUGCUGAAGAUCCGCCGCGUGACGGAGGCCGACGCGGGCCAGUACCGCUGCACGGCCACCAAUGACGUGGGCUCGGUACAGUCCCAGGUGGUGCUCAAUGUCCAGUCUCUUCCUCAAAUUUCUGUCAUGCCUGAACGGAAGGAAGUGGCGGUGGGCUCGGACGCCGUCUUGCCGUGUGUGGCGUCCGGGUAUCCCGUGCCUGAGAUCAACUGGUCCAAGGUGGAAGGGGAGCUUCCCGCCAAGUGCUCCCAGGACGCCGACGUGCUGACGGUUCCUCGGGUGGCGCACGGCGACUCGGGGACGUACGUGUGCACGGCCUCCAACAAGCAUGGCAAAGUGGAAGCCUUCACAAAGCUGGAAGUCCGCGAGAGGGUGAUGCCCUACUUUGCCCAGGAGCCGCUGUCCUAUCUCACGCUGCCCACCAUCAGGAACGCCUACAAGGCCUUCAGCAUCACAAUCAACUUCAGACCCGACAACGUUGACGGUAUGAUCCUUUACAACGGCCAGAGGAGAACCACAGGCGCUGACUUCAUCUCCCUUGGCCUGGUGGGCGGUCGUGUCGAGUUCAGGUUUGACGUGGGUUCUGGCAUGGCCACCAUUCGUGAUCCCAACCCCGUCCAGCUGGGAGAGUUCCACACGGUGCAGCUUUAUCGUAACCGCACCCUGGGCUACAUCAUCGUAGACGGCGGCGAGCCCAUCAACGGCAGCUCCCAGGGCAAGUUCAAGGGCCUGGAUCUGAACGAGGAGCUGCAUGUGGGCGGGUACCCCAACUAUACGGCCCUGGCAAAAACUGCUGGCAUCAAGACCGGAUUCGUUGGGUGCAUUCGCCAGCUGGUCAUCCAAGGGGAGGAGGUCAUUUUCAAGGAUCUGCAUCGCAGCUCCACCGGCGUUACAAACUGUCCCACUUGCAGGGAUCACCCGUGUCAGAAUGGAGGAAGGUGCGAGGACUCAGACAGCAGCCUGUAUAAAUGUGGCUGCCCCCGAGGGUUUACCGGCAGCAACUGUCAGCAUCAUUCGUCGCUCCACUGCCACUCAGAGGCGUGUGGUCCAGACGCCACCUGCAUCAACCGCCAGAGCGGUUUGGGUUACGACUGCCGCUGCCACCUUGGGAAGUUCGGAAACAAGUGCAUGGACGGCGAGUUGGUCAGCACACCGCUGUUUGACGGACACGAGUCGUACGUCUCCUAUCCUCCGCUGACCAACGUCCACGAUGACCUGCGGGUGGAAAUGGAGUUCAAAGCGCUGAAGGGAGACGGUUUGAUGUUCUUCUGCGGGGGGAAGAAGAUGAGGGUGGAGGACUUUGUGUCCAUCUCCAUGGUGGACGGCCAUGUGGAGUUCAAGUAUGAACUGGGCACAGGUCAGGCAGUCCUUCGCAGUCCAGAAGCAGUUUCUCUGGGCCAGUGGCACCGCCUUGUUGCUGAGCGGAACAAGCGGGACGGUCACCUCAAGGUGGACCACGGCCCCGUAGAGAGGAGGACUUCCCCGGGCAAAGCCCAGGGCCUCAACAUCCACACCUCCAUGUUCCUGGGAGGCGUGCCCAGCGUGGACCUCCUGCCCAAGCCGGCCAACGUCAGCGGCAUGUUCGAGGGCUGCGUGGGCGAGGUUCUGAUCAACAACAAGACGCUGGAUCUGUCCUACAGCUUCACGGAGAGCCGGGGCGUGCGGAGGUGCGUGGACGGCAGCCCGUGUGACCGAAGACCCUGCCUGAACGGAGGGCACUGCAUGCCCAACGCCGAGUACGAGUACCAGUGCCUCUGCCAGGAUGGCUUUGAAGGCGAGCGCUGCGAGGUCGCGAGGGACGUCUGCCGCGACGACCGCCAGUGCCAGAAUGGCGGCGCCUGCGUGGACGGCCGAUGUUUGUGUCCGUCGGGCUUCACGGGCCUCAACUGUGAACAAAGCCGUGCCGUCAGCUUCCCAGAGGCGGCGUGGAGACCCGAGGCCAGCGUGGCUAAUGAUUCACCUUUUCAGCACGCAGCUUCUUUUAACAACAAUGGAUACGUCGCCCUGCCAAGGUCAAGCUUCUCGAGAAGCGCACACGACUCACCAGAGACCAUUGAACUGGAAAUCAACACCUCCUCCUCUGAGGGUCUGAUUCUGUGGCAGGGAGUCGAGACCAAUGGCACAGUCACUGUGCGAAAAGUGCAUGCUAGCAAAAAGGAACGCGGCGAGGGCGGCAAAGGCAAGGACUUCAUCAGCCUGGGUCUCCGCAACGGUCACCUGCUCUUCAGUUACCAGCUGGGCAGCGGCGAGGCAGCCAUCAUGUCGAGGAGGACCAUCAACGACGGGAAAUGGCAUAAAAUUACAGCAGUCAGGGCGGGCAAAGAUGGUUACCUUCAGGUGGACGAGGACGCCGCUCUUCACGGCCAGUCCAGGGGCAGAAGCAUCAUGGUCAACACCAAAGGACACGUCUACCUGGGUGGCGCUCCGGACAUGGCCGCCAUGACCGGGGGGAAGUUCACCUCGGGAAUAUCAGGAUGUGUGAGGAACGUCUCCCUGAUGGACGCCAGGCCAGGAGAGCGGCCCGCCAGGACCAUCGACCUGCAGGCCCACGCCGCUCACAGCCUCAACAUGCGGCCGUGCACGUCCUAGACUGACAGGAAGUCCCCCCCCCCACACACACACAGAUGCAAAAACCGUACACAAACCCUGGUGCUUAGCUGCUACCCAAAAAAAAAAAAAACUGGCCGAUACAUGGUCGUGAUACCAAAACACGAGGGCUUCUUCUCUCCCUGUGGUUUUUAGUCCGGAUGAAGACGGUGAGAAGACGUGCAG